CUGUCGGCGUGAUAUUUGACAUGGCGCUCUGUUAACUUCCGCUCUCUUUCUCAUUCGACAGCCAUCAUGCCGCCUAAGAAGGAUACGAAGGGUUCUUCUAAACAACCGCAGAAAACCCAGAAAAAAAAGGAGGGUGGAUCUGGUGGAAAAGCUAAAAAGAAGAAGUGGUCCAAAGGAAAAGUACGUGACAAGUUAAACAAUCAAGUACUCUUUGAUAAACCAACAUAUGAAAAAUUGUUGAAAGAAGUACCACAAUACAAAUUGAUUACACCUUCAAUCGUCAGCGAGAGGUUAAAGAUUAGAGGAUCUCUCGCCAGACGGGCACUCAUAGAACUUCAACAAAAAGGCUUGAUCAAGCAAGUUGUACAGCAUCAUGCGCAACUUAUCUACACACGUACUACUAAGGGAGAUGAUCCAGCAGUAUAAUAUGUAUGUCAAUUUAAUAAAAAAACUUUAAGUUUAAAAA
Molecule: messenger RNA, 466 nt
Organism: Nylanderia fulva
Lineage: Eukaryota; Metazoa; Arthropoda; Insecta; Hymenoptera; Formicidae
Gene: RpS25
Product: ribosomal protein S25
Source: RefSeq, a predicted model, not a curated record